Molecule: messenger RNA, 1828 nt
Organism: Olea europaea var. sylvestris
Lineage: Eukaryota; Viridiplantae; Streptophyta; Magnoliopsida; Lamiales; Oleaceae
Product: probable magnesium transporter NIPA1
Exons: 9
Coding region: 402-1370 (322 amino acids)
Biological process (GO): magnesium ion transport
Cellular component (GO): membrane
Molecular function (GO): magnesium ion transmembrane transporter activity
Source: RefSeq, a predicted model, not a curated record
AUUACCGUUCGUUCUAUCCCUACCCCUUCCCUUCUCUCUCACUUUCUUUCUCUUCUCUUCUCACAGUCUCUUUCUUACCUUCUUCUGCAGAAUACAGUGGGAAAGGAGGGGAGAGGGAGAGGGAGAGAGGGAGAGAGAGAGAGAGGUUAACAUCGAACACGAUUCGAAAACGAAGAGUUUGCAUAGCAAAUAUUGGAAAUACAGAAUUUCAUAAAUCAAAUCAUUCAUUUCUAGAUUUUACGUUUUUUUUUCUAUAUUAGAAAUGCCCAAAAGCUCUACGCGUUUAAUCGCAUCUCGAGCAUGCGAGGACAAAACCAAGAAGGAGCUAUAACAUAGUAUAUUUAACUUGGCUUUGGGGAUUUUGGACACACGUAUUUGAUUUUCUCCUCCAUUUUUGAUAAAUGGGGGGAAUAUCGGACAAUGUCCGAGGACUUGCUUUAGCCAUAUCAUCAAGCGUUUUCAUUGGGUCCAGUUUCAUCAUAAAGAAGAAAGGCCUUCAAAAGGCCGGGGCUAAUGGAUCUCGAGCAAGCGACGGAGGUCAUGCAUACCUGCUGGAACCUUGUUGGUGGGCUGGGAUGAUUACAAUGAUUGUUGGGGAGGGAGCAAACUUUGCAGCCUAUGCAUAUGCUCCAGCUAUCCUUGUUACUCCAUUGGGAGCUUUAAGUAUCAUUUUCAGUGCAGUGUUAGCUCAUUUCAUUUUGGAUGAGAGAUUGCACAUUUUUGGUGUGGUUGGAUGUAUUCUCUGCCUGGUGGGUUCCACCACUAUUGUUUUACAUGCUCCGGUAGAGAAGAAAAUUGAAUCAGUAAAGGAAGUAUGGUCCCUAGCAACAGAGCCAGGUUUUGUUAUCUACACUUGUGCAAUUUUGAUUCUUGUUCUCGUUCUCAUUUUUCGGUAUGUGCCACGCUAUGGACAAACGCAUAUGGUUGUUUAUAUUGGGAUUUGUUCUCUUAUGGGUUCUCUCACGGUGAUGUUUGUCAAAGCAGUAGGGAUUGCUCUGAAGCUAUCAUUUUCAGGAUCAAAUCAGUUUAAAUACUUUGAGACGUGGUUUUUUACUUUCUUCGUGAUUCUUUGCUGUCUCGUGCAGCUGAACUAUUUAAACAAGGCACUGGACACAUAUAAUACUGCUGUCGUUUCUCCUGUAUAUUAUGUCAUGUUCACAAGCCUCACCAUCUUAGCUAGCAUGAUAAUGUUUAAGGAUUGGGAUCAUCAAGCUGCAUCGCCAAUUUUGACAGAAUUGUGUGGUUUUGUAGUCAUCUUUUGUGGCACUUUCCUCCUCCACAAAACAAAGGACAUGGGAGCUACCCCAACUGUAUCAUCCCCGGUAUUUCUGUCAAGCAGACUCUCAAGUUCCAGGGAGAUCGAGAUUUGAGACAUUAACGGUAAUUUCAAGGACAAUGGUGAUAUUCAUUGUGAAUAAGAGGACAUUUUAGGCUCAUGAGAGUAUGCUGUCAGUACAAGUAACUUAAAAAGGGGGACCAUAUUCCACAUUCUUGAAACCUUUUCAUAUCUGAAACCACAACCACCACUACCCCUGCGCCGUACUAAUUACUCCAUGUUUUAGAUUUCGAAAGGUUUAAGUGUAGAUAUGUCAUAGAAAAAAACUGAAAUGCUAGUGGUGGCUUGAAAAUCUGGAGUGAAUUGGUCAUUUGCUUUGUUAUAGCUUUCAUUCCUUGUGUAGCACAGUCCAUCUCGACUGGAGAGAUAUACCACUUUUCAUAUGCAAUCUUCGACUCAUAUGAUUAGAGGAUUAUCUUGGGAUUUCAAUUUUGCUGAAUAUUUGAGUAAUUUUGAUUCAUUGAAUUUUCUUCCCAUGUGUUGGUUCUUGAA